Molecule: messenger RNA, 1892 nt
Organism: Lepisosteus oculatus (spotted gar)
Lineage: Eukaryota; Metazoa; Chordata; Actinopteri; Semionotiformes; Lepisosteidae
Gene: cisd2
Product: CDGSH iron sulfur domain 2
Biological process (GO): regulation of autophagy; autophagy of mitochondrion
Cellular component (GO): intracellular membrane-bounded organelle; mitochondrial outer membrane
Molecular function (GO): 2 iron, 2 sulfur cluster binding
Source: RefSeq, a predicted model, not a curated record
ACAUUCCCGCCGAGAGCCAAUCCACAGUCUCCGAGUAUUGCGGAACUUGCUCGUUUGCAGCAACGUAAAUCGAAGUGGAAAAGGGCCCAGGAAAUAUGUAGCUUCGGUGAAUUAGGGCUCGGAUAGAGACACGUUCAAGAUGGUGUUAGAAAGCAUUGCUAGAAUCAUAAAAGUCCAGCUUCCAGCCUAUCUCAAGAGGCUACCUUUGCCAGAAACAGUCGGCGGUUUUGCAAAACUCACAGUGUCAGAGUGGUUACGGCUGCUGCCUCUUCUUGGGAUUCUUGCCCUGCUGGGUUACCUCACCAUCCGCCCUUUCCUGCCCAAGAAGAAAAAACAGAAGGAUAGUCUAAUCAACCUGAAGAUUCAAAAGGAAAACCCUAAAGUCGUCAACGAAAUCGACAUUGAAGAUCUAAAAAGCACAAAUGCCUGUUACUGCAGGUGUUGGCGUUCCAAAACGUUUCCUGUGUGUGAUAAAUCGCACAUAAAACACAACGAGUUGACAGGGGACAAUGUGGGACCGCUCAUUCUGAAGAAGAAAGUUCUAUAAUCCAUCUUGUCAUCACAUUAUGAUCCUUAAGGUUUUUGUGAUUGUAGCUAUUUGUUUUAAUUUUAAUUUGUAUUUUAAUGUUUUUGCACCUCUCUGUACUCCCCUUCAGAUAAUGAGAAUCAAUAAUUGUGGCUAAUGUUUGAUUUUGUAUAAAUUCACAUGUUCGGAUCAAAGAAAAAGAUACAUGUCUGGAUUUCGAAGGCGUCAAAGUUCGAACUGUGUUUUGUUCUUCUGCCUCACUGGGCUGUUUUGGAAAACAUUUGUAAAAUGUCGAAAAAUUUGUUGAAAAAUACAUUCUUUUUGUCGAAUGUCGAAACUUUUAAAUUCACACGAAAUCCAGUCUUUUAAACUUUGACAUGAUGAUGAUACAUUUCACUGCCUUUGUCAAAAAUUUUGGAGAUGUGUGGCCAAACCACAUUCCUAUCCACUGCAUUUUGGAAAGGCAAGCUGUAUAAAAAAAACUGCACUUUUGAGGUGGACUAAGGUCCUUGGGCUCAUUAGCUGCGGACAUUAAAUUUCAAAACUAUUCCAAGAUUAGUCAGUAAUGACGCAAAUUAAAACUUAAGAUCCUGGGCAAUAACCCUUUCAUCACUACCUGUAGUUGCUGUUGGGGAUCUUUUUUCAAUUAGAGGGCAUUGACUUUAUAAAAAGGCAGUAAAGUGUUAAAUCCAUCAAUACCACCACAGUCUCUAUCGCUUCAAGCUAGUUAAAAUAAUACUAAUUUAUUUCCACUCUGAUACACUAGAUGUAAGUGAAGCUGUAGCUGUUAUAAAUAAGCACCAAGCUAUUUCAUUAGUAUGUUUUUGGUGUUUUGUGCUAAUGUUUAUUACAGUGGUGAAAACAGCUUCCUUACAUUUCCUUUUAAUCUUAUUUAAAGAUGCCUAAGACUUUCUAAAGGCAUUUUUUAACCUUUUAGUAGUUCCAGAACAGCAGGAAGGAGAAACAAAAAGGAAUGGGUUAUACAAGUUAGAAGCAGAAAAGCUGUGAGGAAAAUAAAAAAAACAUCAGAACUCCAUAUUGAAAGCUAGAUGUGUAAUCACGUUUUUGUCUUGUAUAUCAUAGCAAUUCUUUCCAUGAGUCCUGAAACUGUCCAUCUCUCUCUGACUAUAUUCUGGAAGCACUGUUACAGUCUACCAUUCAGUUGUUAUUUUUUGGUUUCAGUCUUGUGUGUCAGAUUCCCAAGUUUAUUUGUAAAAGUUAAAAGGUAAAAACCAAUACUAUUUAAGAACACAUGUCAGAUUCUAUGCUGAUUCAACUAAUUAUUAGCUUGAUAUGUUCCAUGAUUAAAUAAUUGUGUAAAAAAAUAAUAGAGAACAAUGUUUAAUAAUAAAAGUGUUUACAUCAA